AUGACGUACUUCAGGGCCAACUUGCAAGCCCUCUACUACUUCACGGAGGCCAAGCGCAGAGCCGAGAGGACUUCGAAAAAAGAACGUGUCAACCGGAGGAACCUCCGUGCGGUGCGUGAAUACGUGGACGUCGUGGUGCGGCGCCUUCGCAACGACGUGCUGCUGGAAGAUGUGGGGACGGCAGAACUGCGCAGCACGGGCGACCGCUGCGGAUGGAAGCUGCGAGAUGGCACCAUCCGGGGCCUGGACCACAUCAGCCAUGACGGCAAGCCCUGGCUGAUCCAGGUGCCGCACUGCGAAGGCGACGUCGGCACAACGGCGCCGCAGCGCUACGACGUGGCUGCCACGGUACUUGUGCGCGACUGCGACUUCGAGGCCGUGUACUACUACGCGGGCACCGGGCAACAGGUCUCGGGCAAGGUAUCCGGAAAAGUGGAGAUCGUGCGCCUGGACGUGGUCAUUGCCCACCCAGAGGGGCCAGGUGGCACGCCUGAAGUGAAGGUGUUCGAGGCAAAGGAAUUCACAGGCCUGACACUUGCCAAGGGGAACAUUGGCAUACUUCAUCAGAAGCUCAUCACGGAAGUCACCGCGGAGGCUGUGCGCAGCUGCGUUGCACAAGCGAUGACCUCACGUAUAGCACCCCUUCUGACCACUGUGCUCAAGGGCAUCGCUUAUCCAGAAUUCACCAACAUGCAGUCAUAAAAUAAAUGCAUGUGCUCUGGAAAAGUGCCUGACGACUACGGUCUAAGCAGUCUAAGCUCACAAAACUAACGAGGAAAUGGUACUGUUAUUAUGUGAACGCCAAAGUGCGAAAUCUUCUUUUCAUAAGAUGGCUUCCACACACACUCUGUACUCCAGUUCUGAAGAAAUAAAGAUGUUUUGAUUGUUCGCACAGU
Messenger RNA from Rhipicephalus sanguineus (brown dog tick), 896 nucleotides. RefSeq lists its product as uncharacterized. Lineage: Eukaryota; Metazoa; Arthropoda; Arachnida; Ixodida; Ixodidae. The transcript has 3 exons. Bases 1 to 702 code for a protein of 233 amino acids. The record is from RefSeq and is a predicted model, not a curated record.